AGAAGAAGAAGAAGAAGAAGAAGAAACCUAAAUGACCGCAAUAAAACACUCUCACUAUUUAAAACAAUAUUGAUUUUGAUUAUAUUUGUAAAAAUAUUAAUAUGUUGUCCCGGUGCCUUCCAUAAUGCAGUUUUGACUCCAGACAGGCAAUGUCGCUAACCUCCACCAGUAUCCGGAAGUGACGUAUUCCGCUUUGUGAGGCCGACGGAGACAUUUUAAAAUAAACAUUUAGCUAACUGCUAAAUGCUAAUAGAGCGCUCGCGCAGGUGUGAGCCCGCUGCGCCAGCACAGAAACUACCCUCUAAACGCUCCAACUUGUCACCGUGUUCAUUUUAAUGAACGGCAUUUCGCGGGCCAUAGAGGAAUCUACCAGCCGAAGAUGUUAAGAUGUUCGAUAUUGGGAAUUAAAAAGCAUUAACACCGUGGUGAGUGCUGAUCUCAGCACCUUGGUCCAUGUUUGCUGGACAUUGUGCUAAAGUAGCCUGAAGAUGGCUGAUUCUGAGAAGGCAGAGGAAUUUGUUGAAGCAGAAUGUCCCUCGGAGUGCCUUGUUGAAGCACAGUCAGCCAAUGAUGAACAUUUAAAAACCGAGACUACCACAAGCACCAGCUCCCCUCCGAGGGAUAAGGAGGCAGACAGCCCUUUUCACACGGAGGGUGAGCAGAGCCUCCUCUCCAUGCCAUGCCUGAUGAAGGAGCUCCGCAGAGACUCUCCAGAGUCCCAACAGGCCUCUACGGAGAGUGAAAAGCCUGUCUCUGGCCAUGUCUACGAGAGCGACUCAUCUAACCCCUGCAUGCUCUCGCCCUCGUCCAGCGGCCACCUGGCUGACUCGGACACGCUCUCCUCAGGGGAUGAGGGUGCUGCUCCGGUCACGGGGGAGGAGGCAGAAAUCAAAAUGGAAGCUGCAGAUGACCCUGGCAAGGUAGCUGAAAAACAAAUGGUCACUUCGGCUGCUGUGAGUAGUGGGAGGAAAUCUCGGCGGUCGCGCUCAGAAAGCGAGAAUCCGCCCAACGCCAUGGCUGCGAAGAAGAACCGCUGCCAUCCCGCGGCGGCGGCAGGGGCCACGGGGCCAGAGAAACAAAUCAACGGCAAGCAGGCCAAAGUGAAAGGUCACCGGAGCCAGAAGCACAAGGAGCGCAUGCGUUUGCUGAGACAAAAACGUGAAGCGGCUGCACGGAAGAAAUACAACCUGCUGCAGGACAGCAGUACGAGUGACAGCGAGCUCACGUGCGACUCCAGCACCAGCUCCUCUGAUGACGAAGACGACGACACUUCAGGAGGCAGCAAGACAAUCAAGACAGAAAUUCCAGACGGGCCUCCAGUAGUGGGUCACUAUGAUAUUUCAGACACUGAUUCUAACCAGGAGAGUAUGAAUUUGGAGAAAGUCCGGCCCACCGUCAUAAAGCAUGAGCUAGAAACACACAGAGGCCAGGAUAUGGCAGCUCACUCCGGGUGUAUAAGAGCUCUGAGCUCGAUCGCAGGCCAAAUGGAGGUGGCGCGCAACAAGGACAGCUGUUCUCACCACAAGGGCCAGAUUAACAUCGCCUCCUCGGACAGCGAGGUGGAGAUCGUGGGCGUGCAAGACAAAGCUCGAUGCGCCCAUCCUUGCGGCGGCGUGAUCAAGAGCUUGUCCUCUUGCAAAGAGAACUCGGUGGAGCAAUCGCACGGCACAAACCAUCCUCAGCUGUGGACUUCUGUUUCCCCUCAGUCUAGCUGGGUGUCCCCCCCAGAGGUGGUGGACCUCACGCUGGACGAGGAAAGCGGACACAAAUACUUACCUUAGACGACCUCUCACACUGAAACGCCCGUCUCCGCCACCUCCCCGCCCGUCACUUUUUGCCUCUGUGUCCUGGACUCCCUAAAUUGUCAUGUAUUUCAAAGCCAUUCUAUUGACGUGAUUCCCUAUUUUUUUAUUUUUAGACGUGGUUACACGACAAAGCACUUGUGAUCUGCAGGAGUGAUUUAUAUUUUAGAUAGCAAUACCCUCCCUCAAAUUGAUGACCUUUUUAUGUGUGUGUUUGUACCGUGAAAAAAAACAAACAAACAUCAAAGUUGCUGCUGGAGAGCGUGGUCAGUAUCACAAAAUGGCGCCUGGCCUGCUCCACUACAGACUCUUUUAAUAACAAUACAAGUCUCACCACUGGGUUUUCACCUUCUACAUCAGGCUUUUGCAGGCGGUCCACACUUAGUGAUGCCGCCGCCGUCGCUGCUGCUGCUUUGGUCACAAGCUUUCCUUCCUUUCUUAAUUUUUUUUUAUACAAAAAGUACCAUAACCUGACGAGAGCGCACUUCACGCUUUGUCGCAAUUGCAAGUGCGCGAGUUGAGUGUGAAUGUACGAGACCGGCGCCACAUUUUUACUUGUUCUGAAUGAAUAAAAGGAGAUUCAAAAAAUGCUCCUUUACAGCAAACUUUAAAAGAAAUGUAUCUUCCGCUAAAUACUGCAUAGCGACAUGUCCUGAAUGCCUUGAAAUCUGCACUGUUUUCGUUUUAAAUUCUUUUUACCCAGCAAAACAGUGACUUUUUGCUAUCUUGACAAUGACUAUUUUAAUAUUAAAUGUAAUUUGACUUCGUAUGAAAAAAAUUAUAAGUGAGAGUGGAUACGUGUGACGUCUUUUGUCACAUUGACAUUCUGCCCCCCCUGCCAGUGACAUUUAUUAUCCCCUUUUUUUUUUUUUCUUCCAAAGGUUACCAGAAGAUAGUACAGUUGUGCAAAAAUACCUCUGCUGGUUACAGAAAGGGAAAUCUAAUCCUACACAUUAUUUUUUAACCAAAGUAAGAUUUUUUUUCAUCCUUGUUAAAAUUGGGCUUAUAACAUUCUUUGGAAUGUUUUUCAUAUUUUAUUAAAUAGUAAUAUAGUUGCUGUCCAUACUGUUCAUUGGAGAGUAACGAUGCCAGGUCACAAUGCUUUUUAAUGCUGCCAUCUUUUUUUUUUUUUUAUAUAUCUUUGGUUGACAUAAUACAGAAGGACAUUGCUUUAAUAAUGGCUGUUGCACACCUUGUUAUCCUCAUCACUUAUCAUUUAACCUUCCUUCUGUUGCUAUAUCAAUGUCAGUAUUUUAAAUUAACAAAAAGGUGUUUAUAUUUUGUCGCUUCUGCAAGAUCUUCCUUUAACUUAUGUCUGUAGAACAAAAAAAGUCUAUUUUAAAACAAUAAAUAGAAUGUUAUUUAAUGACA
Nerophis lumbriciformis (worm pipefish) is the source of this 3173-nucleotide messenger RNA. RefSeq names its product arkadia (rnf111) N-terminal like PKA signaling regulator 2n (gene ark2n). Lineage: Eukaryota; Metazoa; Chordata; Actinopteri; Syngnathiformes; Syngnathidae. The record is from RefSeq and is a predicted model, not a curated record.